GGGCGGGGCUGUUGGAGGAGGAGGAGGCCUCUGCGCGUCUGUAGCAUCCACACUCCGAAAUACCCAAUGAGACGGUUUAAGCGCAUACAACUCACAGCUAUUGACUGCCAACACUUGGCCCAAAGCAGGGAAGGCUCGUUUUCUCUGACCCAGCCCUUAAGUCGAAGGUGGACAACUAGAGAUCUGAACUGGAGACUCUAUCCUAAACCAAAAGGAAACAGAGCACUAGGAUUUCAGAGACGAAUGACUGAUUACUUCCCAGUUAGUCAACGAUCAUGCACCAGUGACAUGGCCCAAAGUGGCUCAGCUGAUGACAAUAAUACUGCUGAUGAUGAAAUGGCCUUUGCUUGUGGUUUGCCUCAAGAACAUGAAAGGGAAUCUAAAGUAGCCCCUUUGGGAUCUGUUGUGACUUCUAGGAAGCGAUGUCUUUCCUUUGACCAGGAAGGAAGCCAAGCCACAGGAAGAAGCCCAUGUGGUGGUGUUGCUAAGAAAAACCUUAAGGACCAAUCCACAGAUCUUGGGGAAACAAAAUGGGAAAUGAAUUGUUUAUUCCAGGUCCCAGUGGACCCUGGAAAAAUUAAGCAAGAAGAUGGGGGAAAUGGCCCUGAACCUGAUGCUUAUUAUGGACUUCUUGGAAACUUGCCUUCUCAAGAACCCCAGAGCCACAUUUGUAGUCUCCCCACUGAAGUCCUGAGGCAUAUCUUUGGUUUUGUCCCUAUGGAAGAUCUCUAUAAGAACCUAAGCCUGGUGUGUCACCUUUGGAAGGAAAUUAUCAGUGAUCCACUGUUUAUUCCUUGGAAAAAGCUGUAUCAUCGUUACCUGAUGAAUGAGGCACAAGCUGUCAAUGAAGUGGAAAAUAUUCUUUUGAGCUAUGCUAUAUCAAAGGAGGACAACUUGUGUAUGCUGAAACUGAUACGAUACACAGUUGGUACCAAAUAUGUUCAGCAUGUUAAUCCUGAGGAGGCAAGGUAUUGCCUGAAGGAUCAUCCUCUCUUUCCUCAGGCAGAGGCAUGUCUUCGUCACAAGAUGCUUGAUUUGUACAGUGCUCCUGGGGGGAUCAGUGUGUGGGCCUUAAUAGCAACGAUCAUACUUCUCUCCAGCAGUAUGCGUGACAUUCAGAGGCUGUUAUCCUGUUUCAAGAGGCCUGCUUCCCCAGUGACCAUAUUAGACAUCACUGAGACCCUGUACUGUAUGGCGGUACUGCUGCAUGCCAUGAGAGAGAAAGGGAUUAAGAUUAGCAACAGGAUUCAUUACAACAUCUCCUGUUGCCUAUACCUUCAGGAGAAUUCGAGAUUUCAGACCAUAGGCAUCAAAGAAGAAGAAGCCUCCACUUGUUACGGGAAGAAAGUGACUAUUCAACUAACACAUGAACAGCAAAAGAUCCUGAACCACGAGAUCAAACCUCUCCAGGUGGUGAAAAUUAUGGCUUUUGCAGGCACUGGAAAGACCUCAACCUUGGUCAAGUAUGCUGAGAGGUGGUCUGACAGAAAAUUUCUCUAUGUGGCAUUCAACAAGAGUGUUGCAAAGCAGGCUGAAAACAUGUUCCCAAGCAAUGUUAUCUGCAAAACUUUUCACUCCAUGGCCUUCAGAGACAAAGGGAGGCUGUACCAGAUAGCGAAGAAACUGAAUCCUUUCAAGCUCACACCCUUCAUGGUCAACUCUGUCCUUUCAGAAGGGAAAGCAGGGUUCACAAGGGCCAAAUUAGUAUGCAAGACCUUAGAAAACUACUUUGCCUCUGCCGAUGAAGAUUUGAACAUUGAACAUGUGCCCCUGUGGUGGAAGAACAGUCAGGGACAAAAGGUCAUGGUAGACCACAAUGAAAAGCAGAAUGGUGCGUAUGAAGCAGCCAGACUUUGGGAGAACAUGAAAAAAUUGGAAGAAUGCAGAGAAGAGGCGUAUCACAUGACUCAUGAUGGUUAUUUGAAACUUUGGCAACUUAGCAAGCCUUCUUUUGGUGCUUAUGAUGCCAUCUUUGUGGAUGAGGCCCAGGACUGUACUCCAGCCAUCAUAGACAUAAUUCUAUCCCAGGCAUGUGGAAAAAUAUUUGUAGGGGACCCACACCAACAGAUCUACACCUUUCGGUAUGCUAUUAAUGCCCUUUUUGCAGUGCCACACACACAUCUCUUCUAUCUUACACAGAGUUUUAGGUUUGGUGCUGAAAUUGCUUAUGUGGGAGCUACCAUCUUGGAUGUUUGCAAGAAAGUCAGGAGGAAGACUUUGAUUGGGGGAAACCAAAAGAGUACCAUGAGAGGCAGUUCAGAAGGACAAGUUGCCUUGUUGUGCCGAACCAAUGCAAGUGUGUUUGACGAAGCAGUACGGGUGACAGAAGGGAAAGCUCCCUCAAGAAUAUAUUUGAUUGGGGGAACUAAAUCAUUUGGAUUGGACAGAUUCAUUGAUAUUUGGAUCCUUCUUCAGUCAGAUGAGGAGCAGAAGAAACAAAACCUUUCCAUCAAAGACAGAUUCAUCAGGAGGUGGAUUCACAAAGAUGGCUAUGGAGGCUUAAAAAGGUACGCUGUUGCUGCUGAAGACAAGGAACUGAUGGCAAAGAUUGCGGUCGUUGAAAAAUAUAAUGUCCGGAUCCCAGAACUGGUGAAAAGGAUUGAGAAGUGCCAUGUAAAUGAUGUAGAAUUUGCAGAAUAUGUUUUGGGCACUGUUCACAAAGCCAAAGGCUUAGAGUUUGACACAGUUCAGGUUUUGGAUGAUUUUGUAAAAGUUCCUUGUGGCAGACAUAUCCUUCCACAGAUUCCUCACUUCAGAAUUGAGUCGUUUCCUGAUGAGGAAUGGAAUUUGCUGUAUGUUGCAGUGACUCGUGCCAAGAAAUGCCUCAUCAUAACUAAGUCACUGGAAAACAUUUUAACUCUGGCUGGGGAAUACUACUUGCAAGCAGAGCUAACCAGAGAUGUCUUAAAAAGUGGAGAGGUACUUUGCUGUGUGAGGCAGUGCAAUAACAUUAUCCCUGCAGAGACUAUCCUGACCAUGAAGAAAUUUCCUAUCACUUAUACUGGCAGAAAGGAAGACAAAGGUGGCUACUUCUGCCAUGCUUGUUCAGAGCAGCGUAUUGGGGCCCUCACAUUCCUGACAGCCUCACCAGAGCUGAUAUUCUCUAUGGAGCAUACCUUUGAAGAACUGGAGCUGCCUAGACACGAAGCUCAGCUUUUCCUUGUCUUUUGAAAACCAAGGCAAAACUUCUCAUCAGUAUGGAACUCUUUGUCAUUAGUUUCCUGGAAAGAAGAAUGUAAGAGUUGGGGUGGGGGAAGACCAGCCUCCCACCACACCUGGAGUCUGUGAAUCCUUGAAUAAGCAACCUUAGUGGUUCCUGGAGUCCUCAGCUCCUGAACUUGGAGUUUUCUAGUGUUGGACUGUUUUCUGUUUUUAUACAUAGGCUCAGGGGUGUGUUUGAUUCUUUUCAACCAGUUCCAAGAUGUCUCCUGUCUGGUACCAUUUGCCUUCAUCCAGUGGCCAAAGCCCUUAUAAUAUGCUAUGAUUAAUUCAGGAUUUAUUCAUCCAUUUGUAGGACAGUUUCUGAAAACCUAUUCCUGUUGGUGAUUCUUAGAUUCAUUCAAAAGCAUUCCCACCUGAUAAAGAUAUCAGGUUUCUGGAUUCAUUUUGUUUACUUAUUAAAGCCUAAUAAUGUCUGUUGAUUUUGAGGGAUAUAGGCCUUCUGUGAUUACUCUACAUGAGGUUAAAUUUGUAUCCCAAACACCUGAUAAAAAGCAUAAUAGAAUCACAGGGCGGAGGCCCAGAUGAGAGCUUCUUGGGCCCUUUUAGCUCACUUGGCAUGUGUAACUGGCAGCCAUUUAAACAGGACAUGAGAUGGCAGUGAACUCAAUAGUGAGGAAUACUGCUGAAUGCAGAUGGAGGCUACCCUCCUUGUCUAGUGCCCUGUAUGCCAAGUACCCCUUGUAUAGGUACCCUUCCUGUUACAUCAAAGAAUGUUAAGAAUGUGCUCACAGGCAUUGAUAUUGACACUGGUUAAGGCUUUACCUGACCCAGCUGACGUGAAAUGGCUGCUUAUGCCAUCUUUAAACAAAUUUUUAAAAAAAUUAUAAUAAAUUACCUUUGAUAAAGGUAUGUCUGUUACAACUUAGGAAAUUAAAGUGGGUCUGGUCCUGGGCAUCAAAUCAAUUGGGCAUAUAAUACCCUGUCACCAUAGAAGUGUAUAGAGUAUGGGCUGGGUGUGCCAGCACACCCUGGGGGAGAAUCGGCCCUUCCCCUGCCCCUUAUCUGGAAUGCUCAGAGUUUGUUCUGGGAAAGGGCACAGGGACAUGCUCCCUAGCACACAUUUGGUACAUGCCCAUCAUCCACAAGCCCCACUCCUCUUAGAAAGGUGAGUUCUGAAAGUGGAAACUCCACCAUCUCCUGGCCUUGAUGAGCUAGGGAAUCUCAGCUGAGGCAACUCAGUAGAAUCAUAGCACCUCCAUGCCCUCAGCCCUGUCAUCCAAGCAUGAGAUCAGAGGAUAGACAGGAAAGAAGGGGUGAAGAGGUUAGAAAUGAUUCAGCCUGAUAUAUUUGCCCACCCCCUCAAACCAAAAUUAAAAUCAGCAACUUUAUCAAAUACACACUGACUCCAGGAAAUAAUGGAGCAAUAGUAAUCCAUCCCUCCUCCCAACUCCCCAGACUCUAUCAGGGAGAGCCCCCAGCCUAAGUGAAUUUUCUUACAUUGACCCAGAAUCGGAAGCAAAAGGUCUAAUUUAGCAUCUCAAAGGUUCAUCACCUUAAGUCGUCAUAGUAAUUCUUCAACAUCUAGUGAUCACUCCCAUUUGAGUAGAAGGGAUAUUAAGUCACUCAAUUAUUAUAUCUCAGACCCUACUUUUUAUGACUAGAGGGACAUUUUAACCUGGACAGGAUUUGCAUAGAACAAGGAUUUGGGUUUAUUGUCCAGCCAAAGUGACCAGACUGGCCAAAGAGUUCAUAGCAUUUCUCUGUGCUUUUGUCACUUUAAAGCUUCAGCCGGGCUCAGAGAGUUAGUGGGAUUCAUUUGCCCAUAUUUUAUCCCUAAUGAUUCUUAAUAAUGAACCUAGGGUCUCACCAAAAUUAGAUGUAAUGGAAGUGAGUGUUCUUAUCUAAGAUUGUCUAGGAUUUCAUUGGAUUAAAUUAGGGCAUAGAGCAGGGCUUUUAAAAUACAGGACAAUGGAAUUAAAUUUUGUAACCCUAACAACUGAAAGCAAAUUUGGUCAGGUUGAAUGGUUACUCCAAACAUAACAGUUUCUAAGCACUUGUUAAAUUGUCCACAUGUUCAGUUAGCAUAACCAACUAUUCUAACAUCUGCUAGAGCUCUCUGUCAAGAAAAAGAGAAAUGUAUGGUCUGCCGUGAUGAUUCAAUAAUAUUAAGCACCUACUUUGUGCAAAGCACUGUGCUAAUUUAGUGCUGGGAAUAUGAAGACAAAAAUAAUUCCUUAGCCUCUAGGUGCUUACAUUCAAGGAGGGAGAAGACUAAAUAUAUUUAGUACAAGAGAAAUUGAAAUAAGUAGUCAUAAAAUUUCAUCCUUCAAAAGGUGGAGAAGCAAUGAAAGGAACCAAAUAACAUCUCAAAAGAUGAAAUAGGUUAUACUUAAGCAGAUAAAAACACUUUAGUGAUGUGGAUGCUAUUGUUGACCUGCUAUAUGUGUACACUCAGCAAAGAUGAGGAUUUUAAAAAGCAAGAAGAAUAAUGAGGAAAAGGAUUUGUAAUAGAAUCAAAACAGCUCAUUUUUGAACUAAUCAAGUAAUUGACAAUGGAAAACAAGUCACAGGUGUGUAUUUUAAUAAUUUUAUAGAGAAAUUUAACCAACAUAAAUCUAUUUCCACAAGACCAAAAAAGCUGAGAAAGUGCCUUUGAAAGCAAACUAUUGUCAAGUGGAAGAUGAGAGGCAAAACUUUUGAAUAUAAACUUAUUUAUAAAUUCUCAUGGAGAAAGUUGAUAGAUAAGUAUAAGCAGUAUCAUCUCAUAAAGCAGAGAGAAUCAUUGGAAGAUAAAAGUUUUGCAGGCUAUCCUGCAAGUAAAGUCAUCCCAAGGACAUUUAAGUAUAAAAGCAAAAGAACAACAAAAUAAAAAUGAGACGCUUAUUAUAAUAAACUUUUCACCUCAAGGACAAUUGAAGCACUGCACUUUGACUCAAGCAUUACAGCUCUGUGCUAGGAAGAUAGAAAUGGGGGAAAGAAAACUUUCCAAAGAUGGGAAGAGCAGCCAGAUUGGGCCAAGUGCAUAUGAUCCAUACUAGAGGUUAAGAUAAUUGUGAGGGUUAUAAAAGAUUGAUAUAUAAGGUAUUUAAAGAACUGGAAGAUAGAAAAAGUCUGCAAAAACAAAAAAACCUCAGACCUUACCAAUAUCAGUAAUGCAAUCAGAAAAAUGCAACUAAAGAUACAUCAAAUACUGAUCAAUCUGCCCACUCUCAUGUAUACAAAAUUUUUAUGAGAAUCAUCUAUACAUAAAUCAAGGUUAUCUUUAAUGAAGGUAUUAGUAGAGAGCAGGCACUCUUUUUCAAGGUUCCAUAUAUGUAUUCAUAGCACUUUUUUUGUGAUAGCAACAAACUGGAAACAAAAGUAGGUGCCCAUAAUUUGGGGAAAUGAUUAAACAAAUUGUGGUUCAUGAAUGUAAAAGAAUAAAAAGCAAAAUGAAAAGUCUCUGUCUCCCUCUACACACCCCAACUCACCUUAAGAGAAAGGUAUCAAACUCCAGCCCAAAAAACUCCUGAGUGUGACCCGAACCAGAUUAAAAUGUAAUUUGGAAGUCUUUAACAAAAUUAAUAAAAAUACAACAAAGAUAAUGCUAA
Molecule: messenger RNA, 6752 nt
Organism: Dromiciops gliroides (monito del monte)
Lineage: Eukaryota; Metazoa; Chordata; Mammalia; Microbiotheria; Microbiotheriidae
Gene: FBH1
Product: F-box DNA helicase 1
Biological process (GO): double-strand break repair via homologous recombination; replication fork processing
Cellular component (GO): nucleus
Molecular function (GO): protein binding; 3'-5' DNA helicase activity; hydrolase activity
Source: RefSeq, a predicted model, not a curated record